UAUUAUACUUGUUCUCGGUCGAACGAGGAGACCACAACAGAAUUCUUUUGCUCUCGACUUCUGAGAACCGACUGAGUUUAUUUUCUACUUUUCUUUCUAUUUUCUUGCUUUCUAGGCCUCAUCCGUCUUGUCCUUGAAGCGUUCCUCGCACCCCUUUUAUCUUCCUCGGCCCCAGGUGAUGGUCCGAUCUUCUCGUGAGGUCGGUGCGGAGGUUACCGAGGAUCUAGGAUAAGUACCGAUCCUCCCCUACAAAAUAGGGGUUACUUGCCUUUAAGUUUUCGACGUGGGGGCUCGGUCAGUUUCACCCGAGGUAUGUUCGGGGAUAUGGUUCGAGUAUAUAUCGGAUUUGGCCAGGGGUACACUAACCCUCCGACCUCGAAAUUCAAAAAAGUUUUGAACUAGAGUCGUUACAACUUCCCUAGCGCGUGAGUUUGCGACACUUGAUUGCAAUUUACUGAUAAGAUGCCACGUGGCGUGUGUCCGAUGGAGGUUAUGUUUUUUCAGACUGCAACCGCCGUUUCUAUCUUGUCAAUCAUUUAUGAAGCGUGAGGGGUUUUUUAUACUAUUUUCUUUCCUCCAUCCUCAUAUAUCCGUGACUUUUCCCCUUCCUCAAACUUUCUUGCGACUGCAUCUGAUUAUACUCUAAUCUCUUCAGUAUUCGUUGGUGAAGUGGCUUGAGCCAGUUUUUCCUUUUCUGCAUUGUUGGUAGAGGGAAACGCCCCUUCGACGCUGGGUUUAUCGGCAGUACUGGGUAGGGUGAGGCUCUUUGUUCCGCGAGUGUUGGCGAGGUUUUUUGUUUAUUCGAAGCAAUGACCACUUACGACGAUUUUUAUCCGUGGGCGCCCUCAGGCCUUAGGCGAGAAUGUUCAUGCUUUACAUCGGAUCACUUCAUAACACGGUACCGUCGUGGUCAGCAGUUAUGCCAGAGUAAUGAGCAGGAUGUUUUGGUGACUAGGUGCGAACUGGACGAGCUAGUGUGCGCCAAUGAAUCCACUGAUUCCUCGGGGCCCUUUUGCUUUUUCUAUGCGACCUUGUUCUCGAAAGUGGGGCUUCGUUUGCCUUUGAGUUCCUUCGAGAAAGACUUGUUGACGGUAUUGAAUGUUGCUCCGGCUCAACUUCACCCAAACAGCUGGGCGUUUGUUCGGGCGUUCCAUAUAUUGUGUACGCAUUUUGGGGUCGUCCCGACACCAAACGUUUUUUUGUAUUUUUUUGAGAUGAAGAAACCCCAUAAGAAUAUGUGGUCGUCCUUGAAUAGUGCUGGGGGUAGAGGUCUGUUGACGUUAUUUCAAUCGUCGUACAAGGGGUUUAAGGGGGGUUUCUUGAAAAUAAGGGCUCCUCCCCAUAAGGCGGAUUUGUUGGAGGGUUUUCCGCUCUAUUGGACACAAAACCCGAGCAAUUCGAGCCCUCGACAAUUAUCCGAUCUUUCAUCGUCUGAGAAGGAGUAUUGUCUUAUGCUAGAACAACUAAGGGCGGUCUUUGACACCAAACAGCUGCUGGAAUUAGAGUUUCAACCGACUAGCCUAAAGCGCUAUAUCGAGUCCAGGAUGGGGAUGUCGAAACAGGAUUUGGCUAAGCGCUUCAAGGCUUUGAGAAGCUCUUCCCAGGCUUCCCUAGUUCAAGCAACUCCCUUAGCUCAAGAAGGCGUGACGGUAGUGUCUGACGAGGAGGCCACUCAAUCGGGAUCAGGUCUCAAAAGGCGGCCUUCUCUGAGUAAAUCGAAAGCGUUGGUAGGUGAGACGGCGGGGGUUUCUACUCGGUCCGAACAUACAUUGUCGUCGAAAGGCCCGCUGUUGCAAGAAGGGUCGAGCAACGUCUGCUGUAGCUUUAGGGAUUCUCAGUUCAACCACAGAGCACACAGCCGAGCACAUAAUGUUUUUGAUGGGGAUCUCCACUGUCUCUUGAACCAAGAAGUUGAUACCAUUCAAGAGGACAUAGAUAGGUUCCUUCAUAAGACUGAGGUCUCGGUGGCAGCCCUAUGUGAUAAGCUGAGUCGGGUAAGUGUUUUGGAGAAGGAUUGGCUUGCGGAGUUGGCUUUGACUAAAACGCAUUUGAUAGCGGCGAAAGAGGAAGUGGCUCGACUUUCAAAGGAAGUAGAUGGGUUACAAGGGCUUAAAGUAAAGCUAAGAGCGAGGGGAGAGGAUAACCGAGCUGGAGACUGAGCUGCAGCGGGUCAAAGAUCAGUUUUCCGAGAAGGAGAAAUCUUGGCAAGCUUUGGAGGAAAAGCUGGCGAACGAAGCUGCUUCUACUUACGGAGUGGGAUUCGAAGCUGCAUUGGAGCAAGUGCGGCUAUUGUGCCCUUCAGCGGACAUCUCGGCUGCAGAUGCUAGUAAGGUCGUCCUUGACGGCCGCUUGGUGGAAGAGUAAACUUAUAGGAUAGGUUUCUCCUUGUUUUAGUGUUUUAUGAAUGUUUGUAAUGACACCUAUGUUAUUUGCCACAUUUUGCUAUACAUUCUUUAGGAAGUAAUUUAAAUGUGACGUACCUGUUCUUCGUUGAUA
This is a messenger RNA of Vigna unguiculata (cowpea), 2496 nucleotides long. RefSeq lists its product as uncharacterized. The record is from RefSeq and is a predicted model, not a curated record. Lineage: Eukaryota; Viridiplantae; Streptophyta; Magnoliopsida; Fabales; Fabaceae.